Labrus mixtus (cuckoo wrasse) is the source of this 548-nucleotide messenger RNA. Its product is annotated as legumain-like. Gene Ontology annotation, molecular function: cysteine-type endopeptidase activity. The transcript is spliced from 5 exons. Lineage: Eukaryota; Metazoa; Chordata; Actinopteri; Labriformes; Labridae. Bases 80 to 517 code for a protein of 145 amino acids. The record is from RefSeq and is a predicted model, not a curated record. Gene Ontology annotation, biological process: vacuolar protein processing.
CGAGGAUGUACAUGUAGGAACUUCACUGUCGUCUUCCUCACUAACAACAGCUUCAGAAAGGGCUAACAGAGUAGCCGACAUGUGCAAGUUUGUGAUCCUGCUGCUCGGCCUCAGUGUCGGGCUGAUACAAGCCUUCCCCACCCUGGAGGCAGACGGCGGGAAGAACUGGGUGCUCAUCGUCGCUGGCUCCAACGGCUGGUACAACUACAGACACCAGGCUGAUGCUUGCCAUGCCUACCAGAUCGUGCACAAGAAUGGCAUCCCGGACGAGCAGAUUGUGGUCAUGAUGUACGACGACUUGGCUCAGAACGAGCAAAACCCCACCCCUGGCGAGCUGAUCAACAGACCCAACGGCUCCGAUGUUUACAAAGGCGUUCCCAGAGACUACACAGGGGACGAUGUGACACCAGAGAACUUCCUCGCCGUGCUGAAGGGCGACGCUGCGAGCGUCAAAGGCGGCUCUGGAAAAGUGUUGAAGAGGCGAGUGAUGAAACAAAAACAAGAGAAAAAUAGAUGAAUGAAGAUUUCUCAUCUAACUCUCUCUCUCU